Cebus imitator (Panamanian white-faced capuchin) is the source of this 1570-nucleotide messenger RNA. It is a transcript of the gene MED20, whose product is annotated as mediator complex subunit 20. Gene Ontology annotation, molecular function: transcription coactivator activity. The record is from RefSeq and is a predicted model, not a curated record. Gene Ontology annotation, cellular component: mediator complex. Gene Ontology annotation, biological process: regulation of transcription by RNA polymerase II. NCBI's taxonomy places the organism in Eukaryota, Metazoa, Chordata, Mammalia, Primates, Cebidae. The coding region runs from base 87 to 725 and encodes 212 amino acids. The transcript is spliced from 6 exons.
UUGAGGGAACUGGAGCAGCUGCUUUGGGCGGACUGGGAACGACGCAUUUCUACUGUGUGAUCCUGCCACCUUCCUUGCCCGACGCCAUGGGAGUGACUUGUGUGUCCCAGAUGCCUGUGGCUGAGGGCAAGAGUGUCCAGCAAACCGUAGAGCUCCUCACUCGGAAAUUGGAGAUGCUUGGGGCAGAGAAGCAAGGAACAUUUUGUGUGGACUGUGAGACGUACCAUACUGCUGCCUCUACCCUUGGCAGCCAAGGUCAGACCGGGAAGCUGAUGUAUGUGAUGCACAACUCGGAGUACCCAUUGAGCUGUUUUGCCCUCUUUGAGAAUGGCCCUUGUCUUAUUGCUGACACCAACUUUGAUGUGCUUAUGGUGAAGCUGAAGGGCUUUUUCCAGAGUGCUAAGGCCAGCAAGAUUGAGACCCGGGGCACCCGGUACCAGUACUGUGACUUCCUGGUGAAGGUGGGCACGGUCACAAUGGGGCCCAGUGCCCGGGGCAUCUCUGUGGAGGUGGAAUAUGGCCCCUGUGUGGUAGCUAGUGACUGCUGGAGUCUGCUGCUCGAGUUCCUACAGAGUUUUUUAGGCAGCCACACACCAGGGGCUCCUGCAGUGUUUGGGAACAGACAUGAUGUGGUCUACGGCCCAGCAGAUACCAUGGUCCAGUACAUGGAACUCUUCAACAAGAUCCGCAAGCAGCAGCAGGUGCCUGUGGCUGGGAUUCGUUAGUGAUGAGCAGCUGCCAGCUGAGCUCUGUCUCUAGGGGUACUCCACAGAGGAGCAGGUACUGACUCUCAGGUCCCUGGACCCCAGAAACCCAGGGUAGACAUGGAGUCUACUCUCCCUCUUUGGUUCCCAGCUGUGGCUUUUGUUCUGAGGCUCUGAAGUCCACCCCGGAACACCGAUUCCCUGACCCUCACACAUAGUUCCCCAUCAGCUGUUUUACUCCACGCCUUACUGGAUUUGGCUUGUCCUCAAGAAUGGUAAUUAUGAAGAAUGGAGAAGCUUUGACGCUGCCUCCUUUAGGGGAAAGGUAGGACAGGGGUGUCCCUGCCUGGUAUUCGUGGGGGAAACUGUCUAUAUCCCCAGCUGUUGAGGAUUUGUCCCAGGCCCACGGUAAACGUGCUGCAUUUUAUGUUUGGACUGUGCUGUAAUAAGAGCCUCCUCCUUUACUCAGAAGAUAUGGCUGGGCCUCUAUCCUGGAGAUGGAGUGGAAGGCACAACUGGUUUGAUAGUUAUCAUUUUCUGACUUGUUCGUUGAAGUGAUUUGCGAAUUGACUUUCCUCAGGUGUUGCCUGAGUCCUCUGAACUCUCCUGACAUCUUUCUCUUCUGUUGUGAAAUAUGUUAAGCCACAGGCCAAACUCCUAUGAGACUGAAGUUUGUUUUUUUUUCUCACCAAAUAAUAGGUAAUCAGAUGGUCUAGGGCAGAUUUAACUAUACAAGGUUAUCAGGAGCUUGGUUUCCUUCUCUCUUAUUCAGCCACUCCCAGGAUAUUUCCUUACCCACAAUGUCAAAGCAGACUCAUCAGCUCCAUAUCUGCAUUCCACUGGGUCAAGAGAGAAAAGAGCAGUUU